Fonticula alba is the source of this 4199-nucleotide messenger RNA. RefSeq lists its product as hypothetical. Gene Ontology annotation, cellular component: nucleus; cytoplasm. The record is from RefSeq and is a predicted model, not a curated record. The coding region runs from base 118 to 4005 and encodes 1295 amino acids. Lineage: Eukaryota; Rotosphaerida; Fonticulaceae. The transcript has 9 exons. Gene Ontology annotation, molecular function: ubiquitin binding. Gene Ontology annotation, biological process: proteasome-mediated ubiquitin-dependent protein catabolic process; ubiquitin recycling.
CCCUACUCCUCCCCAGCAUAUCCUUCCCCUACCGCGAAGUCCACGCCGUCUCUAUGAACAUCUCGGCUUUCUCCCCAUCGACUUAGACCUUGUUUGAUCACCUCGGGGAUUUCUGCUAUGCGGCGCUUCUCUUCGCAUAAGCUCCCAUCCAAGCGCCGGCGUCACUCGUCACCCCUCAUCGACAGAAGUUCCUCCUUCUCCUCCCCCUCCCUCUCGGACCAUCCCCCCCCCACCGCCUCUCAGCCUGCUAUAGAGCCCUCCUCCGACCACCUCGAAGAGCUACCAAGCCCGCUAGUCAUUGAGCCUCUCGUCGCACCAAUGGCGGGAGAGAACCACCUCAUUGACGGCUUCGUCCCUCGGCCUCCUCUUCCAACUCCUCAGCCCCCCUCGACCAGCGCCACCCGCGGCAGCGCCACCCCUCCGACGGUGACCACGGCGGCCGCGACAGCCACGGCCGCCUCCUCGGCCCCGGUCCACCUCCUCCAUCACCACCACCACCACCACCACCACCACGACUUCGAGAUGGACACUUCCUACCAGUAUGAGGCAGCUCGCACGACGGCCACCACGCCGCCCCUUGGGACCCUGUCUCCGCCGUUCCAAUUCCAGCGGACUCACGAGUCGCCCGGCGGGGGUGCCCCCACCGGGGUCCAGCCAUCUGCCCCGGCUAGCGCCUCCAGUGCCACGCAGCAGCGCUUCGCCGGAUCAGCCAUCUCGCCCCGGACCUCCUCCUCCUCGGUGUCGGAUCUGCGCUUAACCUCGGAAACACAGCUGCAUUACCUCCUGCAGGAUGGCCGCCAGGGCGGGCCCUCUCUCCCGAGGGCGGUCGGCGGUGGCGUGGACAUCUUGGACAACAUGGACUCCAUGCCACAAGUCCAAGCCCAGGUCCAGUCGUUCCUGAAUUUUUUCCACUCACUGUCCGAUGACCUGGUCCGGAGCAUCGCCCUCCGGUCGCUGAUCGACCACUGCCAGCCAGCCCAGCGACAGGUGAUCACCACGGCACUGCAUCCCUACCAGAAGCGCGACCUCAUCACGGCCCUGCCGCCCGAGAUCGCCCUCAAGAUCUUCUCCAUGAUCGAGCCGCGCACCCUGGUGGCCUUGCCCUAUGCCAGCCCCUCCUGGCGGCGCCUCAUCGAGUCACUGGACUACUAUUGGGAAAGCCUCAUCCGUAAUGAGGGGCUCGUUCCGCGCGAGCUGCUGGAGCGCACCGACAAGAACAAGUUCGCCUUCUGGCGCGAAUACUUCGUCUACCUGUCGCUGAUCUCGGAAAACUGGCUGACCGGCAACUUCCAAGCGCAGAAGCUCAGCCCCAAGACCCAGUCGGUCAUCACUUGCCUGCACAUCGACGAGUCGUACAUCAUCGCCGGGUCGGAUGACCGGUCGGUCAAGGUGUGGUGCUCGCGCACUUCCGAGCCCGUGGCCACCUUCGACUCGCAUGAGGGCGGCGUGUGGUCGCUCCAGCGCGUGGGCGACCUCCUGGUGACCGGGGCCACCGAUCGCAAACUCCGUGUCUGGUGCCUCCGGCGUAAGAUCUGCCUCUUCACCUUGACCGGCCACACGUCGACCGUCCGGUGUCUGCGCGUCAUCGGCCGGCACAUCAUCAGUGGCUCGCGCGACCACACCCUCCGCGUAUGGAGCCUGGACGAUGGCCAGCAGCUCCACGUUCUGAAGGGACACCUGGAGUCUGUGCGCUGUGUCGAGGCAGCCGGCAAGGUGGCCGUAUCCGGCUCGUACGACACCACGGUCCGGUCGUGGGAUUUUGUCAAUGGACGGCCCAUUGCCACCAUGACUGGCCAUACGGACCGCAUCUACUCGCUGGCUUUCGACGGCAAACGCGCGGUAUCCGGCUCGCAGGACUCCACCAUUCGCGUGUGGAAUCCCCUAGACGGGACCUGUUUGCAUGUUCGUCGUUACUCGCUGGACAGCAGCACCAAUCCCAAUGCUCACCGGCGAUCCAUCACCUGCCUGCAGUUCGAUGGUGAUCGCAUUGUCUCCGGCUCGGAGGAUGGCUUCCUCAAGGCCUGGGACGUGAAGACCGGGCAAUUCCUGCACAACAUCAUCGAGGGUGAAAGCAAUGACGUUGAAUUCAUCUGGCGCUUGCAUUUUUACCACGACAAAUUGGUGGUCGCGGUGCAGCAGUCCUCCGAAAACCCAAGCACGACCACCACCCAGCCGACCAACCACUCCUCGACGCUGGUUCUCCUGAAUUACGCCCAGCCAGCCGAUGCCACCCUGAAGGACCUUCACAGUCGAUUCAUGCUCAAGACCGGCGGAGCUGGGGAUUCCAUGACGGGCGUCGUGUCGACCGCGGCCACAGCCGGCGGCCCAGCCGGAUCUUCCACCACCCCGGCACAGGGCCCAAACCCGGCCUCCACUGCCACGACACAUCCUUCCCUGCGGCCGGUGGCCGGUGCCACUGCGACUGGCGGUGGCAGCAACAGCCCGGCUGGCCCAGGCGGUCCAAGUGGCCCGGGCGGCCCGGGCGCCAGCGGCUCGCAAGUUCGCACGUGCCUUGCUCAGUUGCUGAAUGCCGCGUCUCCGGUGGCCACUCUGCCGGCGGGCACCGGCACCGGCGCCGACAGCCUGGCUGUUACCACUCAGGACCCGGCAUCGUCCGGGGCCACCGCCCCGAUGGAACUCGAAAGUGGCGGCGCCGACCCGGUCACCUCGCCUCUUGAUGUGCUGGUCUCGGCGGCUGGCGCCUUGUCGACCAUGCCUGCCCAACCGCCGCCCCCACCACCCCCAUCACACCAGCAGCACCAUCAGCCGCCCACAUCCGCUUCUCAGAUGUCUGCAUCCGCUUCUCAGAUGUCUGCAUCCGCGCGUGCCGGUGGCAACCCCGGUCCCCUGCUGCGCUCGGUUCCCCUGGCGGCCGAUCUCCGGUCCGAGGUACACCCCACCCCCCCGCGCGGGGGGGUGCCCGCACUGGUGCCGAUGGUCGGGUCCUCGUCCGUGUUGUCCACCACCGGGUCCGAGGGGGACUUCCCCUCGGCCUCGGGCUCUGACGGAUCGGCCGGGCGGUCCUCCUCGAGCACCGCCACCGGCUCCGACAGCUCUAGUCCUUUCUCCUCCGGCUCAUCGGGCAACUCGAGCUUCUCUUCCUCGUCGGGCUCUGCCUCCACCGGGUCUGCGCUGGGGUCUUCCUCGAUUGCCGGAUCCUCCUCAGUCGCCGGGUCAUCCAGUUCCUCAUCCCCCUCGUCCCCCUCACCAUGGCCCGGCCGCAGGACAACCACCGGGGCCGGUGCAGUCGAUGCCAUGGCCAGUGCCUCGGCCGCCGCCACAGCCGCCAUGGCCGGUGCCUGGUCAGGCGGCCCGAUGGCCGUCGACUUGGAGGAUUCCCACGUCAUUCCGGACUACUUUGAUCCGACCCUCCGGCCGGCGGCGGAGGGGGCGAAUGCUACCUCGCCGCCCGGAGCGCGAGCCUUGCGGCAAAGCCGCACCCCUCCGCUGCCCGGGACAUUGCCCCCUGCUGUGGGGUUCCCUUCCUCCUCCUGGCCCUUCCUCACGUUGCCGCCCCCAUGGCCCAGCCAUCCCGCUCCUCAGCCCAUGGCGGCCGGUGCUGCAGGUGGCCCGCCGACGCACACACGCGUGGUCAUGGGCUCCUGGGCCCCGGGCGGCGACUCGACCGGGUGCCUGAUGGCGGCAUCCUCUCAGCAGCACCAGCAGCACCAGCAGCAUCAGCAGCAUCAGCAGCAUCAGCAGCACCAGCAGCACCAGCAGCAUCAGCAGCACCAGCAGCACCAGCAGCAUCAGCAGCACCAGCAGCACCAUCGCCCAGGGGGGGACAUGGCGCCAGACCAGCUGGCUUCCUUUAUGCUUCCGGCGUUCCAGUUCCAGCCGACUGGCAGUAUGGCAACCACUCAGGCGCCGGCCCCGCCGCUGGCCGUGGCGCCGGCCAAUCACCGCGUCAGUUUCCUGCCGAAUUCAACCGCCUCGGCGAUCAGCCGUGAGGAGGACAUGUGCCCUUCUUCGGACGACGACCUGGACGACUCGAUCCGCAUUUAACCCGGCCACACAGAGGAGCCCGCCCACCAUGCAGGAUGGCCGAGCGGUGGCGUUGCGACCGCUUGGAAGCGGGGGAAGAGCCAGCGGGAGAGAGGAGGCGAGAGAAUGCCGCCUCGCACAUUUGCGUCUCCAUUUCUCUGCGCAUACGCGCAAGCGCGUUCUUUCCUCAGUUCCCUCUCUCUCUCUCUCUCUCU